Spodoptera exigua (beet armyworm) is the source of this 1615-nucleotide messenger RNA. NCBI's taxonomy places the organism in Eukaryota, Metazoa, Arthropoda, Insecta, Lepidoptera, Noctuidae. The record is from the annotation of a GenBank genome assembly.
CGAGUACAACAGACUUUGCACUUUAAGAUUACUCCGUUAUCAACAUUUAUUAGGACUGGCUGUAUGAAGCAAAACCGCGAUCGUAAACAUUAAUCCUUCAAUACGUAGUGAAUAGAUACGAAAAAGGCGCCAACCAUUCGUUCUUCGGAAUUUAAAAUUAUCAUAAUACUUACCACAACCGGCGAGGUCUUGUGCUGUGUUGACGUGUGUGUGUAUUAAACAAAGAUGGCCGUCGUUAUCAAUAAAGGUAUCUUCAUAGUGGCUGCUAAACGCACGCCAUUCGGCAGAUUUGGAGGAGCCUUUAAAGACAUAUAUCCGUCUGACCUUCUGGCUGUAGCCGCUAAGGAUGCUCUUAAAGCCGGCAGCGUCGCACCAGAGAUCAUCGAUACCGUUAACAUUGGACAAGUCUAUGGGCUUAGCGGUUCAUCAGAUGGAGGUUUGUCUCCUCGUCAUGCAGCGCUUAAAGCUGGUAUCCCCCAAGAGAAGCCAGCUUUGGGUAUUAGCAGACUUUGUGGGUCUGGUUUCCAAGCUGUGGUGAACAGUGCUCAGGAUAUCAUCACAGGAGCUGCCCAAACAUCUUUGGCUGGAGGCACAGAAAACAUGUCAACUGUUCCCUUCGUUGUCCGAAACACACGUUUUGGAGUCAAUUUAGGUGUGAAGGUUCCUUUCGAAGAUGUUCUCACUACAUCGUCAUUGGACACUUCCUGCAACUUUACCAUGCCACAAACAGCUGAGAACCUAGCCGAGAAAUACGGAUUGCAGAGGAUGGAAGUCGACCAAUUCGCUCUGCAGUCACAACAGAGGUGGAAAGCUGCACAUGACCAAGGCGUGUUCAAAGCGGAGAUGGCCCCAGUAACAGUGAAGGUCAAGAAACAAGAUAAGGUGGUGGAAGUAGACGAGCACCCUCGCCCCGAAACGACGACUGAAAUGCUCAGCCGACUGCCAGUGUUGUUCAGGAAAGGAGGAGUUGUUACUGCUGGCAAUUCUUCUGGUGUAAACGAUGGUGCUGGAGCUAUAGUUCUAGCAAGCGAGGAAUCAGUCAAGCAGAACGGGUUCACACCUCUCGUGCGCCUGCUGGCAUGGUCUGCAGUAGGUGUAGACCCUUCCAUCAUGGGUAUUGGACCUGUCCCCGCCAUACAGAACAUACUGUCUGCGACAGGAUUGAAACUGAACGAUAUCGAUUUGAUUGAGAUCAACGAGGCAUUUGCAGCUCAGACUUUGGCAUGUGCCAAGGAAUUGGGCCUGGACCAGAGCAAGUUGAACGUCAAUGGAGGUGCCAUUGCCAUGGGCCACCCGGUUGGAGCUUCUGGCGCUAGGAUUACUGCGCAUCUAGCUCAUGAGCUCAGACGCCGAGGACUCAAGAGGGGUAUCGGAUCAGCUUGCAUCGGCGGCGGGCAGGGCAUUGCUCUACUACUUGAGACUGUUUAAUUUAUUACAAAACACCCAUAGAUUUUACAUUCAAUUUCUAUCCAAUUGUUACUAUAUAAUGUGUUAUUUUGAGAACAAAAUACGUUAUGAAUAAAUUUUCAAAUUGUAAAUAAUGAAAAAAUAUAUGUACGGUAAUUAUUUUUUGUAACCUCUUUUGUUUUAUUUAUUGUUUAAAUGACGUACACUA